AUGGGACCUGCAGUUGAUCUUCGAAAUAUUGCAGGCUCAACAAGCGGCGAUAGCACAGUUGUAGAACCAAAGCCUCAAAGGGAUGAACAAGUUGUCGUAGAACCAGGUGAGCACAGACACGGGGAAACUUCUGAGGUGAAGAAGAUGCUCGAAGCAUUGACAAAACCGAUGGAGUCAGGCGAGAAAAAGAUUGAGGCCAACGAUAAGAAGGUGGAAAUGUACAACUCCAGGGUCAUUCAGAUCCCGGGAGCGCCUCCAAUAUUGAAGGGAUCAGACUCCAAAAAGUUUAUACAGAAGCCUUUCCCCCCGAGCGCAGCACCGAAGCUCAUCCCGAAAAGGGUGGAUCAUAUGGGAAAUGGCUCCGGGUAUCUCCCGAUAAGGAACGAAAAGAGAAAUGAUCGAGGACCGAGCGGCCGGGGCCUGAUGAGAAAAGGCGGGUUUGGCAGGUCACUCGUAAGUAGAGAAGCGCCAAGAUUAUCAGAAUACAAUUUCAACGUGGACGUUGCAAGCAUUGUGUCGGCUAUAGGGCGCAUCAAAGAGACCAAGUGGCCCCGACCAUUGCAGUCUAACCCUGCCCAGAGAGAUCCUAAUUUGAUGUGUAAGUAUCACGGCACUCAUGGUCAUAGGACCGAAUAUUGCAGGCAGUUAAGAGAAGAAGUUGCUUGA
Nicotiana tabacum (common tobacco) is the source of this 666-nucleotide messenger RNA. The record is from RefSeq and is a predicted model, not a curated record. NCBI's taxonomy places the organism in Eukaryota, Viridiplantae, Streptophyta, Magnoliopsida, Solanales, Solanaceae.